Messenger RNA from Dunckerocampus dactyliophorus (ringed pipefish), 3016 nucleotides. It is a transcript of the gene lpcat3, whose product is annotated as lysophosphatidylcholine acyltransferase 3. Lineage: Eukaryota; Metazoa; Chordata; Actinopteri; Syngnathiformes; Syngnathidae. Gene Ontology annotation, molecular function: lysophospholipid acyltransferase activity; 1-acylglycerophosphocholine O-acyltransferase activity. The transcript has 13 exons. Gene Ontology annotation, cellular component: membrane. The record is from RefSeq and is a predicted model, not a curated record. Gene Ontology annotation, biological process: lipid modification; phosphatidylcholine biosynthetic process. The coding region runs from base 234 to 1631 and encodes 465 amino acids.
GUAUAGUAACGAGUAGGUCAUCCGACACACGACAGACUCGUACGCUGAAGGAGGAGCAGAAUGGGCCACAUUUGAGGGGAGGGGAGGAAGGGGGCUGAACCACGGAGGGUUCCCACGAAACGCCAUCUAUUUAUUUGCGUGUGUGGAUGUGUGUGUGAAUGUGUGCGGAGAGUGAAGCUUUGAAGUAGAGUUCAGUGAACCGUCGCGUAGAGACGUUUCCGCCCACAGUAAAGAUGGCGGCUCCCUGGCUGGAGAAUCUAUCGGAGUCUCUGGGUUCUCCUGAGCCUGCCGUACGUCUUAUAUUUUCCAUUUUAAUCGGGUAUCCCUUCGCUCUGGUGUACCGAAGUUUCUUCUUCUACCAGCCGCCCGCCGUUAUCCACCUGUUCCACACUUUCUCUGGACUGGCUCUCGCAACGUUUAACUUUGCAGGUUCCCAGAUCUACCACUCGGCAGUAUGCAUCCUUGUCCAGUUCCUGAUGCUGAGGCUCAUGGGAAGGACGGUCACGGCUGUCUUGAGCAGCUUCAGCUUUCAGAUGUUAUACCUGUUGGCAGGCUAUUACUACACAGCGACGGAGGAGUAUGACAUCAAGUGGACGAUGCCUCACUGUGUCCUCACGCUGAAACUUAUUGGUUUGGCAUUUGAUUACUAUGACGGCGGGAAAGAACCAGCGGAGCUGAGUUCACAGCAGAAGAGCGCAGCCCUGCCGUCCGUGCUCUCGCUGCUGGAGGUGUGCGGUUUCUCCUACUUCUACGGGGGCUUCCUGGUGGGACCGCAGUUCACGCUGCGCAGCUACCAGAGGCUGGUGGCGGGGGAGCUCAGCGACUGCCCGGGAAAGCCUCCAAACAGCGUCUUACCAGCUCUGAAGAGCCUGUCUCUAGGUUUUCUGUUUCUGAUUAUAUUUGCAAUAUUCAGCCCUCAUUACCAAGAGAGCUACUACCUGACAGAUGAAUACGACGCUCAGCCAUUCUGGUAUCGCUGUGUCUUCAUCCUGAUUUGGGCUAAAAUCAUAUUAUAUAAAUAUGUCUGCUGCUGGCUCAUAGCCGAGGGCGUAUGCAUCUUGACGGGGCUCGGCUACAACGGCGUGAGAGACGGCAAGCACCAAUGGGACGCCUGUGCCAAUAUGAAGGUGUGGCUCUUUGAGACCACUCCGCUCUUUGGGGGAACCAUCGCCUCGUUUAACAUCAACACCAACGCCUGGGCCGCAAGGCACGUGUUUAAGCGGUUGAGGUUCUUGGGCAACAAGAUGCUGUCCCAUGUGUCCACUUUGUUCUUUCUGACCAUAUGGCAUGGUCUACACUCGGGAUACAUCCUAUGCUUCUCCAUGGAGUUCUUCAUCAUCACUGUAGAGAGACAAGCCCAGGCGUUGGUGCAGGACAGUCCAACGCUCACAAAGUUGGCGAACAGCUCCCUCUACCCACUCAUAUACGUCAUCCAGCAGUUCAUCCACUGGCUCUUCAUGGGCUACGCACUGGUGCCCUUCUGCAUCUUUAGCUACGACAAAUGGCUGAAGGUGUACACUUCGGUCUACUUCUGUGGUCACGUCUUCUUCCUCGUAGCCUUUUUAAUCAUGCCAUACCUGCGAAAGGCACUGGUUCCCAAGAAGGAACGCAGCCAGCACAAGCAGGAUUAAAGUCGGGUCUGUUUGAGGCUAAUCUCCACAGAAGGGAACUGUGACAAAAAGGAGCAGAAUGGAAAAUAUUUUAAGGCCUUUAGUGUAUAUAAUAUAUAAAUAUUUGUUCAUGUGAAAAUAAAUCUAUAUUUUUGUGUUUUUUUUUUUUUUUUUUUUUUUUAAAGAAUAAUAAUAAGGGUGUUUUUAUAAACAUUUUUGGAAAAAUGUUUACAGGAAAACGACCAUUGUGCCACAUGGGCUAGUUGAGUGCCCAUCAGGAGGCAAUUUCCUGUUUGUUUUUAUUCUCUGCGAGACACAGUUUGCACUCAGCAGGUUCACAAACAGUCGCUGGUUCCCUUUUCCCCUUUUAUGUGUUUGUAUAAUUUUAUUUUCUCCAAACAGUGCUUAGCAGCAGUAGAUCUUCACAGGGAGGUGUUAAUGCACUUCCGGAAUGUAACGACAACAGCACGCUGCUCGCAUAGCAACAACUCAACUGUUAGGUGUGGGGGGAGUUUGAUUUCUGAACGGCUAAAAAUGCUGUCAUUAACACACACAGACACACACACACACACACACACACAGUACAGAGUACAACACUACCCGACUCAACAUGGCUUUGUGUACAUGAAUGUUUCAAUUUCUUGCUUGUGAUUUGCGAUGUGAUGAAAAAGACUUGAUUUUAUACAUUUUUCCAAUUUUUGUAGUUUUGAAUGAGAAAUAAUACUCGUGGCAAUGUUGUCCACCUUUUUCUUAUUCUGGGUUGUGUUAUUUUGUUUUGUCACUGUCACUCCCUCAUUUGUUUUUGCUCUGAAAUGCACAGGAAGUGUCACUACAGCAUCCUGUUUAAGCACAGAACUGUAACUAUAUUUUGGCAUGUCCUAAUAUUUUCCACAUGACUAUGGUUAAUGGUCAAAAUGCUUCGGAAUACUUGCUAGAAUCCAUGUAAUGCGGACAUGCUCACAAUUUUACAAUCAUUAGACAAAUGAUAAAUGACUUAUGGGUGCCAAGUCCCGCCCUUGCCACUGCAAAGAUUUUUUGCUUGAUGGCAGUCAAGUUUUUCAAACAACCUUGCUCAAAUUUUACACAGGUGAUUGUCAGUCUCCUGAAAUCGCAUACCAAAUAUUGCAGCGAUCUAACCAAACACCUUAAAGUACCAUACUUGUUUUUGUCGAGGCACAGAGCUGUGUGAGAAAUUUGAAGUCCGUCUGGCUUACGGGGUCAAAUAACAGUGCCACCAUGUGGGUGCGUGUUGUGACAAAUUUUCACACAAAGUCGUGGAAAAAUUGAGGACACGCCAUCAUAAAGCAACAAAAAUGGGAGUAUUGUGUGUGCUUCAUGUCAUCUCAGUUUGCUGGAAUGCCUGUAGCAAAUGCUCUGGGAAUUAUUAUUAUUUUUAUUUUUUUUUU